AUGGAUGCCGUUCGACAUCCGCUCUUUCGCACGCAAGUACCACUGGAUGGCCGUUCAUCUGUCAUUCGCAGUGAAGAAACCAACUUAGGGAACAUGCUGGCCGACGCGGUAAGGGCAUUCUACGAUACUGAUAUCGCCUUUAUAAACAGCGGAGGAGUAAGAUGUGACCGCAUAAUCGGGAAGACUGAUGGACAAGAUGCCCUAAAGGUGAAGGAUAUUAUAGAUAUUGUGCCGUUCGAUAACGUUUUUGUGGUCAAGAAUAUCCGUGGAUCAACGCUACUGACUGCCUUGGAGAAUUCUGUAAGCGAUUCUCACACGGAUGGCCGCUUCCUACAGGUUUCCGGUAUGCGCUUCACAGCAAGCUGGCAAAAACCAGAGGGAAGCCGUGUCCUCGAAGCCUACCUUCAACUAAGUCGCGAUGUUCCAGAAAAGAUCGAUCCGGAGAGAAUGUAUACCGCUGCAAUGGUUUCAUUUAUCGCCACAGGUUUUGAUGGAUAUGAUUGUUUCAAGGACGAGACGACGCUGGUCGAUGCAGAGAGCGCAAUGACAGAUACAAGUCUGAUGCUCCAGGUCUUUAGACAUUCGAUGUCGGAGAACGAAGUUGCAAAUAGUAGUCGACAUAACGGUACUAAUGGGGAAACGGGAGACAACCAGAGAGAAGGAGAUGAUAAAACGGGCCAGGGAGUUAAACGCGCGAGGGAGGCGAUUAUAACGGGUUAUGAUGAUGCUGAUGGUUUACCGGUCAUAAGUCCAGCCAUAGACGGCCGGCUGGGGGCCAUCCUAUAUCCACUUCGGACUUACAUCGCCAUGAACGCGAUACGAAGGCCGAACAUUGGCGGUUUUGAGUCUCUAAUCCUCGAUGUCCACCAGUUACGCGUGCAUCCAUGCCGAGAGCCUCUCCUCGCGCUGGUAAACAAGUCUUACUAUGACGGCGGCCAUGCAGUGUUUAGUGGAAUAUUCAACCGCUUCAAGGACUUGGAGGAAAUGCUGAGUUCCAUGAGCGAUUACGGGCGAUGCUGUAUCCUUUUCCGCAAGCCAUACGGACAGCCAAUGAAAGACUUUGAUGAACCAGUCGCCACGGCGAUGUUAAGGCCAUUUCAAGAGAACGUUCUCGGUUUGCCAGAUAUCGAGCCUGAACCGUUUGAUAUCUCCGAGGAUGACGACAAUUGUGCUAGAGAGAAGGAUAAUUAUCAGACGCAGCCCAACCUGCCGAAAGAAGAUGAGCCCGUUGGUAUUUUAUCUGUCACUGACUGGGAGCCAGUGUCAGUUGCUGUCAGGCCUGAUCCGAGCCUCCGCGGUCAGGGAUUGGCGAUUCGUUGCCUUGCGCAUCUGGAGGCAGAUCUCUGCUCUCGGGUUAGACAAGCUGAACUCAACGCUUCCCAAAAACGAGAAGGUGAUACGCCAGAUGAUAUCCCAUGCAGGCGUGAGUUUCUCACGAUUCGGCUACGGGCAACCUGGGAAAUCAAUGGUCAAUACUGGCAACGACGCGGGUACAAGCCGGUUGAAGUUCGGAAAGUUCCAGAGGGUGUUUGGGGUGCCAAAAUCCCUUUUCAUCUAACGACGAUGACGAAGAAGAUCUCUUGCACACGAUACCUGGAUAACUAG
Molecule: messenger RNA, 1605 nt
Organism: Arthroderma uncinatum
Lineage: Eukaryota; Fungi; Ascomycota; Eurotiomycetes; Onygenales; Arthrodermataceae
Product: 5'-nucleotidase
Exons: 4
Coding region: 1-1605 (534 amino acids)
Biological process (GO): nucleotide catabolic process
Molecular function (GO): hydrolase activity
Source: RefSeq, a predicted model, not a curated record